UUCUUAAAGCGUCAUUUCAAAGAAAAAAUUUUUACAAAUUGAACAGAAUGUUUAAGAAAAUGUUAUAUUUUGAAAUCUAUUAUAGUAUACAAUUAAUUGGACUUAUUUUACUUUAUCCAAUUCUAAUUUUAAUAACUGUUGUCAAUAAAAUCAUAAAAAUUAUAAAAACCAAUGGUUUCGGUUCCAGAAAUAUUCGAGGACAAGUAGCAGUGGUUACUGGCGGCGCACGAGGCUUAGGGCGUGACAUUGCCAAAGAAUUGGCUGCCAGAGGGUGUCAUAUUGCAAUUGUUGAUAUAAAAGAAAACCUGGCGUUGGAAACGGCGCAGUACUUAACAGAAACAUUUGAUAUUAAAAGCAAAGCGUACAAGGUGGACGUAAGUGAUUAUGGACAACUAGAGCUUCUAAGAGUCUCAAUAACUGCGGAUCUUGGUACUCCAACUAUUAUAAUUAAUAACGCUGCAGUUUUGGUGGGUUCAUCAUUGACAAAUCUUUCCCCUCAUGAAGUGAAACAAAUGAUUGAAGUUAAUUUUACUGCCGUAUAUUACAUUCUGCAAAUAUUUUUGCCCAAAUUAAAAGAACUAAAUCAAGGCUAUAUUGUUAAUAUUUGUUCCUUAUCCGCCCUCAUAACUUCGCCACUUUUUAAUGUUUAUGGAGCCACCAAAGCAGCUAUACGUUCCUUGAGCCAAGCUCUGCGUACGGAACUCAUAUUGGAUCGUAAAAAUAUAACGGUUACAACUGUAAUGCCCACAUUUUUAUCAACUAAUAAAACUGUAGAAACAAUUCAUAAUUUGACUGGGUUACGACAUGUAUUGCCUACAAUGGAGGGUGAAGUUUGUUCCAAGUAUGCGAUCAACGGUAUGUUGAAUGGUAGUCGGGAAAUUACAGUGCCUUGUGUAAUGCUCUACAUGUAUAAACUGUUGGAGAUUUUACCGGUUCAUGUCAAGGAGUUGUUUUCAGCAUUUUUUGCGGCUAAGAAAUAUAAAACUAUACUAAACUGUACAAAAAUCGCAAAGGUUUUAAAUAAAAGAGAUUAAAAUGUGUCAGCAUAUUAA
Messenger RNA from Lucilia sericata (common green bottle fly), 1052 nucleotides. RefSeq lists its product as uncharacterized. NCBI's taxonomy places the organism in Eukaryota, Metazoa, Arthropoda, Insecta, Diptera, Calliphoridae. The transcript is spliced from 5 exons. Gene Ontology annotation, molecular function: oxidoreductase activity, acting on the CH-OH group of donors, NAD or NADP as acceptor. The record is from RefSeq and is a predicted model, not a curated record. Gene Ontology annotation, cellular component: lipid droplet. Bases 48 to 1034 code for a protein of 328 amino acids.